Molecule: messenger RNA, 444 nt
Organism: Brassica napus (rape)
Lineage: Eukaryota; Viridiplantae; Streptophyta; Magnoliopsida; Brassicales; Brassicaceae
Product: UDP-D-xylose:L-fucose alpha-1,3-D-xylosyltransferase MGP4-like
Exons: 1
Coding region: 1-444 (147 amino acids)
Cellular component (GO): Golgi apparatus
Molecular function (GO): glycosyltransferase activity
Source: RefSeq, a predicted model, not a curated record
AUGGCACAGCACAAGAGUUUCUCUUCCUCUUCAGUCUCAAACCGUCCCAUCUCUCUCUUAAAUGGUCUCCUUCUCCUGGUUUCUCUCCUCCUUCUCCUCGGUGUGUUCUUACCCUGGGCAGGAUCUCCCUUAUUCCCGUUUCCAAACGUAAGCUCUUCUUCUUCUUCUUUGCCAUCUAACUGGCGCGACUAUUCCCUCUCUCAAGCGGCUGAGUUUGUCGCUAAGGACGGGACUGUGAUCAUCUGCGCCGUUAGCUAUCCCUUCUUGCCUUUCCUCAACAACUGGUUGAUUAGUGUCUCGAGGCAGAACCAUCAAGACAAAGUCCUCGUGAUCGCUGAAGAUUACGCUACUCUCUACAAGGUUAACAAGAAGUGGCCUGGUCAUGCCGUUCUCAUUCCUCCAGCGUCGAUUCUCAGACCGCACAUAAGUUCGGUUCCCCGGUAA